Messenger RNA from Suncus etruscus (white-toothed pygmy shrew), 2077 nucleotides. Its product is annotated as cocaine esterase-like. Gene Ontology annotation, cellular component: intracellular membrane-bounded organelle. NCBI's taxonomy places the organism in Eukaryota, Metazoa, Chordata, Mammalia, Eulipotyphla, Soricidae. Gene Ontology annotation, molecular function: carboxylic ester hydrolase activity. The record is from RefSeq and is a predicted model, not a curated record. The transcript is spliced from 12 exons. Bases 66 to 1748 code for a protein of 560 amino acids.
UAGGCACUGUCAGAUCCAGCUUCCUGGUGCCAAGCAGCGUGGCCACCCUCCUAUCCUGAGCCACCAUGUGGUCAAUUGAUCAGGCUUUGUCUUUGAGCACCUUGAUCUGUGGGAUCCUGCUUCUCCUCAACUCAGGCCAGGGCCAGGACUCUGCCAGCCCCAUCCGGACCACACACCUGGGACAGGUGCAGGGAAGAUAUGUUCAUGUGAAGGGCACCAAUGUGGGUGUCAACACCUUCCUGGGCCUUCCCUUUGCCAAGCCGCCCCUUGGGUCACUGCGGUUUGCACCCCCUGAGCCCCCUGAAGCAUGGAAUGGUGUAAGGGAUGGGACCUCAUUCUCAGCCAUCUGUCUACAGAACACGGCUGAAGUGAAUGGAAUAAUCUACAUGCUGCUGAAUCUGACCCUGUCCCCAGCCAACAUGUCUGAAGACUGCUUGUACCUCAAUGUCUAUGCUCCUGCCCAUGCCCGUGAAGACGCCAAUCUGCCAGUAAUGGUGUGGAUCCAUGGUGGGGGCCUGGUGAUGGGCACGGCCUCUGUAUACGAUGGCUCUGCGCUGGCGGCCUUUGAGGAUGUAGUGGUGGUGACAGUCCAGUAUCGCCUGGGCAUUCUGGGCUUCUUCAGCACUGGAGACAGACAUGCCACUGGAAACUGGGGCUUCUUGGACCAAGUGGCUGCGCUGCGCUGGGUCCAGCAGAAUAUUGCCAGCUUUGGGGGUGACCCAGACCGCGUCACCAUUUUUGGCUCAUCUGCGGGUGCCGUCAGUGUGUCCACACACGUGAUUUCCCCAUUGUCCCAAGGACUCUUCCACAGGGCCAUCAUGGAAAGUGGGGUGGUCCAGUUGCCUUUCCUCAUCACCAACAUGUCUGAAGUGUUCAGGAAGGUGGUCGAGCGUUCUGGAUGCGGCCAGGGGGACUCUGAGGCCCUGCUGCAGUGCCUUCGAGGCAAGAACAAGGAGGAGAUGCUGGCCAUUAACGAGCCCUUUCAGAUCAUCUCUGGUGUGGUGGACAGCAUCUUCCUGCCCAGGCACCCACAGGAUCUGCUGAUGGCAGCCGAUUUCCGGCCUGUCCCCAGCAUCAUUGGCGUCAACAAUGAUGAAUAUGGCUGGCUCAUCUCCAAGAGCAUGAAUAUUUUUAACGUACAAGCAAAGGCAAUGGACAGAGAGACCAUGAGGUGGAUUUUGCAAGAAACCACUGCCAAGUUGUUUCUGAUGCCUCCUGAGAUCAGUGACCUAUUGAUGGAGGAAUACAUGGGGGACAGCGAGGACCCCCAAACCCUCCAAGCCCAGUUCCGGGAGAUGAUGGCAGACUUCAUCUUUGUCAUCCCUGCGCUCCAAGUGGCAAAUUUCCAGAGUCCCCUCGCUCCAGUUUAUUUCUAUGAGUUUCAGCACCGGUCCAGGUUCCUCAAGGACAAAAUGCCACCAUACGUCAAGGCAGACCAUGGCAAUGAAGUUAUCUUUGUCUUUGGGAUCUUUGCCUGGAUCAACCACGCUGAACUCACGGAGGAGGAGGUGCUGCUGAGCAGGACCAUGAUGAAGUACUGGGCCAACUUUGCUAGAAAUGGGCACCCCAACAGUGAAGAACUGCUCCCCUGGCCCAAGGUGGACCAUGAGAAGCAGUACCUGCAACUGAACCUGCAGCCAGAAGUGGGCCAGGCUCUGAAAGCAUCACGGUACCAUUUCUGGACAGAGACUGUACCACAGAAGAUCCAAAAGCUUGAACAAAACAAGGACAGUCGCAUGGAGCUGUAGUGCUCCAUGUCUGGGCAGGCCACAGGGAGCCUGAGAGCAGGGUAUGGGGGGCUUCCCAUGUGUCCCAUUGCUUCAUGAGGUCCUUCUCUGAAGCCGAGACUGGAAAAACUUCAGUGCAUGUGACCCUUUCUCAGCACCCUAUUGGGCCCUUCCUCAGGUCUGCCAUCAGCCCACAUCUCACUGUCCUCACUCACCCUGGGUCUUCCCUGUCUUGAAGGAAAGUGCUUUAGGGAAUGUUAUCUGUGCCUGACUCUUGGCAAACCCCCCAUGCAUUCAUAUCUAUAAGUGCCUUAAUAAAAAGCUUUGACCACUGGCAACAUUCAAGUUAU